This is a messenger RNA of Eimeria necatrix, 1425 nucleotides long. RefSeq names its product phenylalanyl-tRNA synthetase beta chain, putative. Lineage: Eukaryota; Apicomplexa; Conoidasida; Eucoccidiorida; Eimeriidae. The record is from RefSeq and is a predicted model, not a curated record. Bases 1 to 1425 code for a protein of 474 amino acids. The transcript is spliced from 9 exons. Gene Ontology annotation, cellular component: phenylalanine-tRNA ligase complex. Gene Ontology annotation, biological process: phenylalanyl-tRNA aminoacylation. Gene Ontology annotation, molecular function: ATP binding; phenylalanine-tRNA ligase activity; RNA binding.
AUGCUGGAGGGCCAGCCCCGACUCUACCUUUUGAAAGACUCAAAAGGCCAAGUCCUUUCUAUGCCUCCCCUCAUCAACGCCGAGGGCUGCAAACUGACGGCGGACUCCAGAGACAUUUUCAUUGACUGCACUUCGGUGGAGGAGAACAAGGGCCAAGUGGCACUGAACACGGUGGUGGCGAUGCUGGCGGAGUACUGCGAAGAGCCUUUUGCUGUGGAGCCAGUGCGAGUGGUUUACGAGGCGGAGGGCCGCGAGCUGGUGACUCCUUGCCUGGACACGCGCGAAAUGAAGGUCCAGAUGUCUACAGUGCGGCGCAUUUGUGGCCUCCAAAACUUAGCAGCAGCAGAAGCAGCGCAGCAGCUGCAUCGGCUGAUGCUGCCGGCUCGCCCAGACCCUCAGGACGAGCGCGAAAGCCUCCUGGUCUCUGUGCCUCCCACCCGCACAGAUGUGAUGCACGAGGUGGACGUGGCUGAGGACGUGGCGAUUGGGAUCGGUUUUGAGACGAUCCCAAUAACAGUGGCCCCGAAGCUGGCCUGCAACCCUCGCUCGCUGCUGAAGCAAAGUUUGAGGACUUUGUUGGUUUCUUUGGGAUUCACUGAGUGCCUCACUUUCGCCCUUUGCAGCCAAGAGGAAAACGCAGAGGCCCUCAAGAAGCCCCUCUACCCGGCCAACCAGCCCACGCCCCACUUCGACCCCCUCGAACACCAGUGGGGAGGCAUGCCCGUGCUGCUGUCGAACGCAAAGACACGGGAACUCACAGAGACGAGGACUCAGUUGCUUUCGGGACUUCUCAAGUCUCUCGCCACCAACAUCGGCCGCAGGGAGAUGCCCAUUCGCCUCUUCGAGAUCGGAGACGUGGUGAUUAGGGACGAUAGAACAGAGACUGGCAGCCGCAACUUGCUGUACUGCAGCGCCGCCUUUGCUGACGAACACGGAAGCGGCCUGGAGGAAGUGCACGGGCUGCUGGACGCGGCGCUAGAGGCCAUGGGGCUUAUAGGAGAUUACGUGGUGGCUGAAAGACAAGCAGCAGUUGCUGCUGGCCGCGAGGAGCAGCAGGAGGCCCUCAAGACUUUUGAAAACAUGCGCAUUUUCUCUCUGAAGCCUACGCAGCUGCCGACGUUUUUGCCCGGCCGCCAGGUGGAGAUCUCUGUGAGCCGCCGGACCUUCAAGGAGCGCGGGGCUACGUUCAAGCGAACAGAAGCAGCCGCGGAGCAGCAGCAGCAGCAGCAGCAGCAGCAGCAGCAGCAGCAGACGAAUGGCGCCACCCACGCAGCAGACCCCGACUGCCUCACUCUGGGCCACAUGGGCACUCUGCACGUCGACUGCCUCCGCGCCUUUGGCCUUGCUGUUCCUGUUUCCCUUGUGGAGUUCACACUGGAGCCCUUCUUGCAAUGGCUGCCAGAGACAGACCUCAUAUUUGCCUGA